AUGUAUGGGAAAUGUAAAUCACCAGAGCAAGCACGCCGGAUAUUCGACAGCAUUACUGUCAAGGACAUGUUCUCAUGGAAUCUAAUGCUGUCAGUGUAUUUCAGAAAUGACUGCCUUAAAGAAGGAAAAGAGCUUUUUGACAAGAUGCCCGGGAGGGAUUCCGUGUCAUGGAACACCAUGCUGGCGGCCUACAGUGACGAAGGUGAUGUGGAAACCACAAAGAAGAUGUUCCUCCAAAUCCCUAAGCCGGAUGUGGUAUCAUGGAACUCUCUCUUGUCGGCAUAUGCCCAAAGCGGGUAUCUCCAAUAUGCGGCGUCAACUUUUGAGAGCAUGCCCCAAAGGGACGUGAUUUCGUGGAGCUCUUUGUUGGCGGGGUAUGCACAACAUGGGUCUUUGGCUAGAGCGGUCCAGAUCUUUCACGAAAUUCCGGAACGGAAUCUCGUGGCGUGGACGGCCCUGAUUUCCGUGUACGCCCAGCACGGGCAUCUGGAGGAGGCAAAGCGGGUUUUCUGCGAGAUGCCACAGCGCAACCUGAAUGGGCAUCUUGGAUACGCUUUGGGUAUCUUUGCCACGAUGCCUUUUCGGGACGUGGUGACGUGGAACGCUAUGCUGAAUGCUCACACUAGAGCCGGGCAAGCGGAGACAACCAAGAAAAUCUUUGACUCUAUGCCAGUCAGGAACCUUCUGUCGUGGAAUCUGGUGCUGUCGGUGACUGCCCAGCAAGGGGAUCUGGAAGAUGUAAAAAAUAUCUUCAAUGAGAUGCCUCAAAAAGAUCUUGUAGCUUGGAAUGCUAUGAUAUCAGCCCUGCUACAAAGGUGGCGGCUGGAGGAAGCCAAAUCCUUGUUUGAGAGAAUGCCGCAGCCCAACCUCGUUUCGUGGAACGCUAUGCUUGCCGCUUAUGCCCAACACGGGCAUAUCCGCGAGGCGGAGUGCACUUAUAGCCAGAUGCCCGAGAGAGAUUUAGUGUCCUGGACUUCGAUGCUUGCUGCCUAUGCUCAACACGGGCAUCUCUGUCAUUGUUGGGAAAUAUUUGGUAGCAUCCCUGAGCGGGAUCUUCUAUGCUGGAACACGAUGAUCUUUGCUUACUCUCACAAUGGCCAUCUCCACCGAGCUAGAGCACUCUAUGAUCGUUUGCCCGAGUGGGAUUCGGGCUCGUGGAGCUCACUCGUCGCCGCUUACGCUGAGAACAGGCACUGGGACGAGGCAUUUAGUCUCUUCUUCGUUGGGAACCUUGUGGAUCUGCCAGACGAGAGAUGCUUGGCCGCUGUUUUGGUUGCUUGUACUCAUGCAGGGACUGUUUUCUCUGCCAGGAGCUGCUUUGUUUCGAUGAGUUUUGACCAUGGGCAAGAGCCGACGAGGCAGCACUUGGUUUGCAUGGUUGAUCUCUUGGCGAGAGCUGGUUACCUCAGAGAUGCGGAGGAUUUGAUCCAGAGCAUGCCUUAUGUUCCAGACGUAUUCGAGUGGACAUGCCUUCUUGGUGCUUGUAGAAGUUACAAGGACUUCAAGUAUGGAGCUAAUGCUGCUUCUCGUGUUGUGGCACUCGAGCCUAGAAACGCGGCUGCUUAUGUAUUGCUUGCUAAUGUAGCCUCUCCGCAAAAAAGUUAA
This is a messenger RNA of Selaginella moellendorffii, 1605 nucleotides long. RefSeq names its product pentatricopeptide repeat-containing protein At4g02750-like. The record is from RefSeq and is a predicted model, not a curated record. NCBI's taxonomy places the organism in Eukaryota, Viridiplantae, Streptophyta, Lycopodiopsida, Selaginellales, Selaginellaceae. The transcript is spliced from 2 exons. Gene Ontology annotation, molecular function: RNA binding; protein binding. Gene Ontology annotation, biological process: RNA modification. Bases 1 to 1605 code for a protein of 534 amino acids.